GUGGGUUUGGCUAGACGAAUCGAAAAAAUCGAAGAAGUGGCAAAAAGCUUGUCAGAUGCUCCGGAAAAGCUUUACCCAUAUAGAUGCGAUGUCACGGAGGAAGACGAAAUACUCAAAGCUUUCAAGUGGAUUACAGAAAAUGUUGGACCUGUCCACAUUCUUAUCAACAACGCUGGUCUUACCAGGCCUACGAACCUUGUUGUGUAAGCAACGAGAAUUUUCGGGAGCCGCUGCCGGUCACGGGGAGUACUGCUGCGUUAUCUGCUGUUAUCACUUCGACCAGCCGUCGACAGGCAGUCUGAGCAGAAACGUUGGGCGGUGCGCGUCGUGCCCGGAUUCCCUGCCGCUCAGUUAUAUCGAUAAACAAUAUUUGUUCGUAAUAAAGGUGUAUUUAACCAAAACUAGUGUUCUUCCGCAUUGUUUCUAACAUCAGAAGUGGGAUUCGCCCGCGACAACCACAGUGGAUUGUGAUUUGUUCGUAAACAUUGGCGUUUUUGUUGUUGUUGUUUUGCGAGAACAAAGGAAAUCGGGCCAGCGUUGGGACUACUUCGCAAUAGUUUGAAAGUUGAGCCGUGGUGCGUGUCUGGAUCACGUAUUGGAGGUGCUAGUAAGGAAACAACAAUGGCUUCAACGGACGAAGACCCCGCCCAGUCGCUGGUAACAGAAUUGGUGAAGGCCCUGCAGUCCCAAAGGUCGGCAGAACAGGUAGACUUGCCCUAUUUUAGAC
Messenger RNA from Acanthoscelides obtectus, 727 nucleotides. The record is from the annotation of a GenBank genome assembly. Lineage: Eukaryota; Metazoa; Arthropoda; Insecta; Coleoptera; Chrysomelidae.